CACAGAAGCGAUUGGCAGUGUCAGCAGCCAUUGAUGCGCUUUAUCUCCAGGAGGACAUAUAGACAUUAAUUCUUGGUUAUUUGCUGUUUUCUGCGGACAGCAACCAUGGUGUCUCACUCUCUCGCGUUGCCGAUGAUCUGCUUCACCACGUUAUGGGGGCUGGUAGGGGUCGUGGCUCCGUUUCUGGUGCCCAAAGGACCGAACCGGGGUGUGAUUGUCACCAGUCUCAUCCUCACUGCCGUCUGCUGUUACCUGUUCUGGUUGGUAGCCAUCUUGGCUCAGGCUAAUCCUCUGUUUGGCCCUCAGCUGAAGAAUGAAACUAUAUGGUACCUGCUCUACUUCUGGGAGUAACAUGGAUCGUGUGUGAAGUGCUGCCUCUCAUCAUUCCUAUCCUGCGGUCGGCUGGACUUCAUUUCAACCUAACCAUUAAUGUACAGUAGCUGGAAUUCAAGAUUCUGAGUGUGUUAAAACACUUUUUGUUUUAAAAGGAGGAGAGUAAUUCCCUUUGUGACCCCGAUACGGUGCACGCAGUUUGAAGUUGUGACUUGAGGUUUUGUGAACAAAUUUAAAAUGAGUUUCUGUUACUGAUGAGAAUGACUUCCAGGGAAACAACAUCCAAUGGGGGUAGAUAUUAAUCGUCCUUCUCUGAAACGUGCUAUCUUUAUUUUACUUUGUGUUUGUUUACAUUUUUCUCGUGUUAUAUAACUAUUAUUAUCUGUGAUGUAAUUGUGUGUGUGUGUGUGUGUGUGUGUGUGUGUGUGUGUGUGUGUGUGUGUGUGUGUGUGUGUGUGUGUGUGUGUGUGUGUGUGUGUGUGUGUGUAGAAUUCAUUACUGUGAGUACUUGGACCGCCACCAUGAGAAUCUCCCAAAAGCAUCAAAGUGAAGAGCGAUUCCCUCCACUUUGGAGCACUUCAGCAUGAAACCCCCCCCCCAACACCGCCCUCAUGCUCCACACCACGGAGGUCCCAGUUGCCAUGGUGAUCUCAUCGCCCAAUUCAGUCUCUUUUCCACUCGACCCCUUUUGAUGAAAUCCUGCCCAUUCUCCCUCGGGCUUUUGUGCAGAUGUACUGUAGGUCCGUACUGUAGGGACACGUGUUUGGGUUGGAGCUGCUGACAGAUUUCUUGAUAACAUCCUUUAAUCUUCAUUCCCUCAACCUGGAAAAAAUAUUUCUCCAAGUAUUUUUUCCUUUUAUAAAUCGCCUUUGACAGUUAGGGAGUGACCCCUCGCAUCUUUUAAGUAACAGAGAAGUAGCUGCUUUCAAAUGGGUUCAUAUUCAAACGGAAGAGGAACCGUUAACAAAAGAAAGUGGUUUUUAAUUUCCUGAAAUCUGCAACAAAAAAAACACAACAGCGGUAGACGCUUCUGAUUGGCUAAUGAGGGAUAAAGCGGUCAAAGUAUUUGGAGAAAGAAAAGUAGAGGACACCUUGCAGGGGGGAGAGAAAUGGAAAUGUUGGUUUCAAAUCCCCAAUUAGUAUUCAUGAGAUCAAGACUAAUCAUUGUAAUUAAUGUACAGCAUAUGCUCGUACAGGCAUUCGAGUGGGGGUGAGAGUGUGUGAGCAUUUACAUGAAGUCCCUGGGAGAUGGCGUAUUUUUGAAGGUUGACCCGGAAGUUAGCAGCGCAAGGGUUACCUCAACAAAAAGCUAAUGGAUCUAACAGAAAACCUAUUCAAAACCUAUUGACUUUGAAUCAAGGGAAGUAGAAGUGGUAAAAUGCUGACUCAUUUCUUGGUUUUUGACUCAUUCCUGCACCACUCCAUGACACUGGACUCUGAAGCAAAUUUGGCACAGUGGUCAAACAGUGGAAUUACAACGUCCAGGGGUUUGGUAAAAUGAAGCCCAAAUGACUUUUUCCCAUUGACUUGCAUUGGGAAAGAAACCUCUGUUUAUCAGCGUGCACUUUGUUUGAAAGAAGAUCAUAUUCCCAGUGAACUACAGUGAGAAAUCCUCAGGUCUUACGAGUUAUAAAAUGUACUAAUGGACGAAUCCAGGGUUGUUAUGGAGCAUGUGAACGGACAGAUAGGGGGCUGGGUAAAAGGAAAGCGCUAGUGCAUUUGCGUCAACCCCCCAUAUAUGUGAAAAAUCAAGGGAAGACGAGUCAAACUUUUGUGGAUUUGUGCGCGUUGAGCAAGCUUUUGGGGAAUGUUCCUACCUCCAACGCUGUAAUGUUUCACACUACCAAACAUCUAGAAGAGUAUGCUAACCAACCACGGAUACCCGAUCAAACACUAGCCUUUCAGAGCGAACUUUAACAGCUGUGUUCAAGAUCAGAUAUUCUGUCCACGUCGUGGGGGUUUUGGAUGGGUUAGUGGUGGCUGUUCUCGGCUACGUUUGCUCUUGGCUUCGAUAACUUAGUUCCAAAAGGUUACCACAUUCCUAGUAAUUGUCUUUAACAAGAGUGCUAGUAAAACACCUGCCUCCUACUGAUGCUGCUUGCCAGCCACUACCACAACUACGUCUCUUCUUUCCACUCCCCAUUUCUAACCCUCAGACCCUCUAUCUCCCCCCCCUCCUUACAACCUUCCUUCACACCGUCCCUCCCCGUCCUUCUCUCUAAAACCACUUUGCUUCAGCCAAAAAGAAUCAAAAUCAAUAUACAGCUACUUUUUAGAAAGACCAAAUUACGUUGUAUCUUUUCCUCCAGCCCUCCUUGGUAGUUGUGGUGGUGGCAUGCAUAUAAAAGCACACACACGGCUGUGUGCGGUACAGUGAGUUACACCAUUAAAGCGAGGCUUUUCUUGCAGGAAUGCUGCUGUUUAGUUUGCAGUCUCAAGUGAACCGGAGCUUGUAAACCAAAGCGGACUCACAAGUAGCUCAGUUGUUGGACAAAGUGUUGGUAACCUGCCAAGCUGGAGACGUUGUCGUAGAAUCAACACAGACCUGACACCAGCUCCUGUUACUGCAGAGUUGGGUCCGAUCCAUACCAAGAAGAAAGAGCUAGAUGGUAAAUGGACUGCAUUUAUAUAAUGCUUUUCCAGUCCCUGCAACUCCUUAAGGCUCCUUUAUAUAUAGAAUUCAGCCAUUGACACACAUUCAUAUAGACACAGAGGCUGCUUUACAAGGGCCCAUCUGCUCAUGGAGACUAACAUCACGCACCGAUGGCCAGCAAUUUUUGGUUAAGUGUCUUGCCCAAGAACACGUUGACAAACUGACUGCAGGGGUUUUGAACCACUGACAUCAUUCAUUGGACGAACCUUCCGCCGCCUGAUAGGAGCAUCAGUCCAGACUGUGGUUUGGCUCACGGCUUUCAAACUGUUAACAGCCCAAUAGCAGAGGUACCCACAAUCCCUUGUGUUUUGGGUUUGUUUCCGCAUUGCAAUAUGAUCCACAAUGUCCUGGUUUUGGAUCCGCAUUAGCAUUGGCCAUUCUUCCUGCGGCAUCAGAGGGAAUGACCAUGAAAACAUUAUGAUUGAAAAGGUAAAUGAUGGAUGAUCUGUACCAAACUAUAAUUUCAUAUAUUAGUCCGUGCAUCCGCCUAGACUGCGGUUUUGCUCUUAGUUGGCCUUUCCAACUAUUAACUGCCCGCCACAAUCCCUUGUGUUUUGGGUUUGUUUCUGAAGUCGGUUUGCAUAACACUCCCAAUCUCAUAAUGCAAUGUUAGCUGGCAAACAAACGGAGCAUAUUUUUCUAUAAUUGUGGCUAUUAUUUUGACGUAUAUUGCAAUUGUGAUUUGAUUUAUGAUGUCUUUGUUUGGAUCAGCAUUAGCAUUAGCAUUAGCUAUUCUUCCAUGGGUAUCAGAGGGAAAAACCAUUUAUGAAACAUUGAUGGAAAAAGGUGAAUGAUCACGGUGUGGUAAAGAGGAACUGAACCACACAAAGAUGUUAUUAGGUCUGUGGAAUAUAUGUAAGCGGGGAUUCACACAAUUCAUUCAGAUAUUUUCACAUAUUUGUCCUUCUGAUAUGUGAUUUUGAACGCUGCACCAGUGAAUAAUUCGAUUUAACUUGCAUUUUCAUCAACUGUGCAACCCUAAAAGCCACAUUCUCAGUAUCCAUGCUCCAACAAUUGGACACACAAAUGAAACUGUAGCAGUGAACCCUCCACAUUUUGAUAAACCCCUGCUGAGUGUGAAUCGACCUGGAGCAUGGUUUGAAUAUUCUUAUGUAUCUGUUCAGUACUCCCCAAAACAUGGAUGGAGGUGGCGAUCGAUUUUCUUUUGUGUGUAAGCGUUCAGAGUUGUUACGAAUAUCUGCUAAAUAACAGAUCUGGUUGUUGGAGAGAUUCUAUGUGACCUUGUAUUUAUGUGAAGUAAAUGCUUCUAUGUGUGUGGAAUUGUAUGUGAAAACACCCAAUAAAAAAUAUGUCUC
Eleginops maclovinus (Patagonian blennie) is the source of this 4302-nucleotide messenger RNA. RefSeq names its product ATPase H+ transporting V0 subunit e2 (gene atp6v0e2). The transcript is spliced from 4 exons. The record is from RefSeq and is a predicted model, not a curated record. Gene Ontology annotation, cellular component: proton-transporting V-type ATPase, V0 domain. Bases 106 to 351 code for a protein of 81 amino acids. Gene Ontology annotation, molecular function: proton-transporting ATPase activity, rotational mechanism. NCBI's taxonomy places the organism in Eukaryota, Metazoa, Chordata, Actinopteri, Perciformes, Eleginopidae. Gene Ontology annotation, biological process: proton transmembrane transport.